Molecule: messenger RNA, 5662 nt
Organism: Dermochelys coriacea (leatherback sea turtle)
Lineage: Eukaryota; Metazoa; Chordata; Testudines; Dermochelyidae
Gene: SLC49A3
Product: solute carrier family 49 member 3
Exons: 10
Coding region: 382-1815 (477 amino acids)
Biological process (GO): transmembrane transport
Cellular component (GO): membrane
Molecular function (GO): transmembrane transporter activity
Source: RefSeq, a predicted model, not a curated record
CUUUGGCCGACAGAACUUGCUGUGCUGGCUCCAGGCUGCAGAGCAGAGUGUUUCAGUCAGGCCAGCACUAGGACCCUGUGGGGUGUGGAGAAGGGAGCAGAGAGAGAGUGGUUGUGGGAGCAGAAAAAGGAACUCCUUUAUAAGCUGGGCAGGCACUCCUCCUGCUGAACCAGGCAGGAAGGGAAAGGCAGGGACAGGCUCGCCCAAGGGCAGCUGUUGCACCCAGAAGAAAGCAGCCAGCAUUUAGAGCGCCUGACAGGAAAGCGAGUGCUGUGCACUGAACAAUGUGCCCAGGGUCUGCCCCUCGCACCCAAUUGCUGCCUGGCCUCCCCCAAGAGAGCCACCGGAGACAGGCGCUCUGACUGUCCCGAAGUGGGGAAGAUGGAUGAGGAAACAACAGACGACUCGGAGACUUUGCUGGAAAAGCCAGGGCCGGCUGAGCUGAGGAAACCAGUGCUCUUCAGAUCUUACAGGCGGCGAUGGUUCCUGCUGGUGGUGGUCUGCCUGCUGAACUGCUCCAAUGCCAUGCUGUGGCUGACAUUUGCUCCAGUGGCUGACAAAACAGCAGCCUACUUCCACAUCUCCAUGGAUACGAUUAACUGGCUGUCCCUGGUGUACCUUCUCAUAUCUAUCCCGUUUGGACUGGUGGCAACCUGGAUUCUCGACACCGUGGGACUCAAGUGUGCUGUGAUGCUUAGCGUUUGGCUGAACAUGGUUGGAAGUGUCAUCCGGACUUUCAGUGUCAUCAGCUUCCUGAGUCUGGGAUCCCUGACCUACAUGUACCUGUUCAUAGGACAGUGCCUCUGUGCUCUGGCCCAGCCACUUGUCAUUUUUUCUCCAACAAAACUAGCGGCCCUGUGGUUCCCAGACCACCAGAGAGCUACAGCAAAUAUGAUCUCUUCAAUGUCUAAUCCCUUGGGAAUUCUUAUUGCUAACUUGCUGUCCCCUGCACUUGUGUCUGAAGAAAAAGAUAUACCACUGAUGCUUGGACUGUACGCCAUCCCUGCAGUUACAGCCUGCAUCCUCGCCAUGGCUGGUGUUCACGACAAGGUCCCUCCAACUCCACCAUCAGCAAGCGCCACUUAUUCCACCUCGCAGCCAUUUCUCACAGGCUUGAAAAUGCUUCUGAGAAAUAAACCAUACAUCAUCCUGAUGGUCUGUUUUGGAGCAGGGAUUGGGAUGUUCACCUGCUUUUCGACUCUUCUGGAACAGAUCCUGUGUGUAAAGGGAUAUUCAAAUUUCUUUGCAGGCCUGAAUGGUGCAUUGUUCACUGUGUUUGGGUUACUUGGUGCCUUCCUUCUGGGACUGUACGUCGACAAGACCAGAAAAUUUAUAGAAUCCACCAAGGUCUGUUUCUGCCUGGCUGCGCUAGCCAGCAUCGCAUUUGCAGUAAUGUCUCAGUUCAGGAAUCAGGCCAUUCCACUGGCUCUGAUCAGCUCAUUGUUUGGGUUCUUUGGCUUUUCUAUCUACCCCAUUGCUAUGGAGCUAGCGGUAGAAUGCUCCUACCCAGUGGGAGAGGGAACGUCUACAGGCCUCAUUUUUGUUUCAAGUCAGAUCCAAGGAGUGAUCUUAAUGCUUCUAGUGCAAGCCCUCACGGUGCAGAUUUCCGCAGCUCCAUUCUCUACCUGCGACAUUGAGGAAGGUGGAGCGUUAGACUGGACAGUUUCCACGCUGGUGAUGGCUGGAGCAUGCAGUGUUGUAGCCUGCUUCUAUGUUAUCUUCUUUCACUCCGACUACAAGAGACUCCACGCCGAAGCAUCGAAUGACACCUCAGUCAACAAAAUUGGAAUAGAAGCAACAGCUCCUGAAGCCUAAAAUGUCUUAUUUACAACUGUACACUAGCAUGCUGGGAAAAACGGACUAAUCUCUGUGGGAAAGGGCCAGUCACACCUGUGCAUUCAGCUGGCACACUGGGGCCCCGAGCCUGGUAUGGAUCUUAUAGGUGCUACGACAAUACAAAUGCUACUCCAAGUUUGAUGACAGAGGAGCUGAAAUGUUUUCUGUCCCUCUGGUUCUCCACCAGAGCCCGAGCUGGACUUUUAGGACAAAAUGAAAGGGAGGGGGAUUUGUGCUAUUUGGAUCUUGCUAAAGUGAUUAAAAGAACCAAAAAUGGAUUGGACCUCUACAGAGAAAAGAAUAUUCAGUUGCAACAGUAAUUCUGAAGUAUUGCAAGGGAGAUGAACCUGACGUUUCAGGAGUUAAGGCCAUUGUUUAAAUACUAGAGGUUGGGGUUAGAGAAUUGGGGAGUGGGGGGGCAGUUUGUCUGUACCUACCCCUGCAUCUUUCUCUGAGGUAUCUGCUGCUGGCCACUGCUAGAGACAGAACACUGGCCUCAUAGGACCAUGGUUCUGAUCAGUAUGACAAUUCUGAUGGCUUGGGGUGACCUUUCAUCAAGGGAUGGGGGUGGUAAAAACUGGGCAGGUGGGUUUUAUCUUUGCCUGCUGCUGGUUUGUUCAAUGUUCUGUAAGCUCCCAUGCUGGGCACAGCACAUGCUUCUAAAAUCACCUGCAGCAUCUUUACCAGUAGACAUGCAAGGGACAGCCCUGAUAUUUAAAAACACCAAAUGUAAAGGAGAAUUGACACCCUCCCCACUCCCCGAGAAGGAGAGAUUAAGAGCCAGCACAUGUUACGAGACAUGGUUUUAUACCACCCUCCCUCCACCCACUCACCCACUCAUACAGUCAGUGGUGCAGAAUUCAUUUCUAGCCUGUUGCUGCUUCUGCCUUAACACAAACCCUUGACCCAUUUCUAAUAGUUACAAAUUAACAAGCAAAGGCACCUGCUGCCCUCUGAACACCCUGACCCUGGAGCAGGCCUGUGCUCCCUGCCCAGGAGAUGGUGAAGUUAAACAUGAUGCACUAGCACUGUUGGACAUGGCAGGAAAAUGAUGAUUUAGCUCCUUCCCACAGCAGAUACUGUCCAUGACACCCCUAAGAACCCCAAGUAGGGGCAAAGGCCAACCAUCAAUGGGAACCUGCUGGAGGCCAGUAAUGGUAACACAGGGGCGAUUCACCCCUUGGGAGCCUAGACUAAUGCACGGUGUCCUGGGUGAGUGCAGGGGGCUGUAACAGACCUGCAGGUGCUGCCAGAAAAGAUUGAGGCCCAAAGACUAAACGCGACCCAUGGGAAAUUGACAUUUCCAGCACAGGACUUGGUCCAAUUUGAAACAAAACAAUUUUUUCAGACUUUCCAGGGAAGAGGAAAUUCCUAGGAAUCUUUGUUUUGGAACUAUGGACAGGUGGUGUUUCCAAGAGGAAAUAUCUCCCCAGACCCGGUCAGCUGCAGAGUGAAAUUAACACAAUUCACAUCAGUUUUGCUGCUGCCCACCACCAACCAGCAGCUGCAAAAUCAUGUCCGUUUUACUCAGCAGCUGCCUGGCUUUGAAGGGGCUGCACUUCUGGGACAACCCCAGGAAUUCUAGGCUCCCAGCUCCAGGGAGAAAGCUUGGAAGCCUUGCAAGCCCAAGCUCAGGCAUGGCUCUCAGGGCCACCAAGCUCCCAGCCCUGCAGUGGGGAGUUUGGAGGCCCUACAGUCCCCAACUCUGGUGCAGCCUUGGAGCCGCAGACCCUGGAAGCCUGGGGUGUCCAGCAGCUUGCCAGGUGAGCUGGCAGGGAACCAGGGAGGUUUUGUUCCAAACUGCCAUCUGUGGUUUGAUGAACGUUAACUGAACCUGCCCCAUGCCUGUGAAACAUUUUGGGUUAGACAGAUCAGCAUUUUCCAAUGCAACCCUGUGCUGGCAGACAAUUCCUGACCAGUUCUACAGAGGCUACAAAUUUUUGUCCAAGGGAUGCUAAUGACUCCAUCCCUGCCCCCUGCCAUCUCUGCAUUGUAGCUCUCUGUGACCCAGGCACUAUUUGCACAUUGGAAACGGCCAAGACGUGGUUGGGGAAACUUUCCCUUGCUAUAAAAUUGCAGUCUCUUGGGAACAAGCCACGUGGUGUGUUGGCUGUAACACAAACACACAUUAGAAUGGAGGCAGGACCAUUUCAGAUUCCUUCUAGGAGGCAGCAGGGGUAUCUUAAAGUGACGUUUGGGUUGUCUCCCAAGAGCCAUGCACAGAUGUUCUCGUACCUGCAGCCUGCAUAGAAAGGAGGCCUGCUGCCUUUAAGACCCUGCCUCACUCUCCCUACAACCAGGAGAGGUGAUCAUCAGUGUAGAAAUGAUGGGCAGGAGCAGAGGAUUAGCUUCAAGCAGCAUUAACUCUCGGCACAGUCCUCAUUAACUGUAAGGGAGCAGUCAAAGUGGAACCCAGUCAAUAGCAACCAGGAGACUGCUGGAUCCAUGCUGCCAGGACAUAGGGGGAGGGGUCCACAGGGGCCAGGAGUCAUCUGUGAUUUAUAAACUAAAUGACUGUAAUGACUGCAGUGGACAGAAAAUGGAUUCCGACUUCUUUGCAGUGAACUGCAAGCAAAAUGGUUUGUAUCCAAGAUACUUCCACAGCAACACUGCACUGCAAUUCUUUGGCAAGGAGUUACAAAUGAAGUUAAACUUUCCAAGUCUGGAUACUUGUUCCCAUGUAUGGCCAUUCGGUGCUAACAUGCCAUCUGGAGUGGUGCUUGUAAAAAGCUACUGGAUAAAGUGCUGUAAAUGACACUUGCAAAUAUUAGGAUCAGUUUGUCUCGCUCUCCAGUCCACUUACAGAAAAAAGGGACUUGAUGUCCUUCAGGACUUAGUAUUAAGUGAGUUUUAGCACUGCAGAUUGUAUACAGCUCUUUCUCCUAUUGGAGGGAGCUAAUUGUUCAAAAGCAUGUAUUAUUUUGCUCUCGGUACACUGCAAACUAGAUUAAACACAUUUGCAACUCAUUCUUUCUUCCUGCCUUCCUGACUUUAAGGCAUGUGCUGUCACGAGAAAUCUGACUGCAUCUGCAGUGGAAUUUCUUCCUGGUUGGCUAUAGUCUGUGUGAGUGAGAGUCAAACUUCAGGCAGUCUACUGUAGUUCAGUGUGUGAACUGAUCAAGCCUGAGAUUCAGCCAAGGAUUUAGGUUACACUGACACUUGUUGAGGAGCAGGUGCACUGGUCACCUUCACAAUCUCUUUUACUAGUUGAUCACCAUUUGUUAGUUUGUACAGCUACCCAUUAGGCUGUCUACACUACAGAUCUCACAGCAGCACAACUGUAUGGCUGCAACGGCGCUGCUGUAAGGUCUCCUGUGUAGCCACUCUAUGCCAGCAGGACCCCUGGCAUAACUAAACCACCCCCAACGAGCAGUGGUAGCUAUGUCGGCAGGAGAUGCUCUCCCAGCGAAAUACCACUGUCCACAUCAGUGCUUUUGUUGGUGAAACUUAUGUCCAUCAGGGAGGUGUUUUUUCACACCUCCAAGUGACAAAAAUGCUGCUGACAAAAGUGCUAAUAUAGACAAAGCCUUACAUUCCCAUUAGACUCUAAAAUUCACAGAAUGAAGGGGAGGAAUUGUCUAAAGUAGAGGCUUAAGCUGUUAACAGAUUAAGAUUCAAGGAGAUACAUUUUAAGUACUUCAGAAGAACAGACUGUGAAGUUAUCUGACAAGCAGACUUUAGUUUGUCAACUUUGCAACGGUGGCACUAAAUGCCUAAUAAAGUAUGACUGAAAUGUGUCAGCCAUUUCUCAAUCCUGAUCAAAAUGUUCUCGGUACGAUUGGUUUGUAUCUCUGCAAACUGUUCAAUUUAAUAAAUGGUGCUUUUU